Molecule: messenger RNA, 1950 nt
Organism: Cetraspora pellucida
Lineage: Eukaryota; Fungi; Glomeromycota; Glomeromycetes; Diversisporales; Gigasporaceae
Source: the annotation of a GenBank genome assembly
AUGUGGAAAGUUUUUACUAAAAAGCGCAUAGCUUACGCAAGCAUAGCAGUUGUUGUUGGCGGUGCAUCCGCCUACUAUUUUUAUCCAGGUCCCUCAAGGAGAAUUCGAAAGCAACAAGCACAUAGUUUACCCAUUAUUAAGCCACAGUUUUUAAUGUCAGCGACAUACGCGGACGCGUAUAAUCAAGUUCAAUCAGAAACUUCAUCAGAAAAUGAACUGCAUGCUUUAUGGGUCCCGCCUUCGAGAAAAGAAAUGUUGAACAUUCUCAAAAGUUCAAGCAUGGAAGGUCCGUCAGAAAAAGAUAAUGAUGUGAAAGAACCACCAUUUGAUCUAUUGAUUAUAGGUGGUGGUGCUACCGGUGCAGGUACAGCUCUUGAUGCUGCAACAAGAGGAUUAAAAGUUGCAUUGGUGGAAAGAGACGAUUUUUCUGCUGGAACUUCUUCACGCUCUACAAAACUUGUUCAUGGAGGUGUUCGAUAUCUUGAGAAAGCAUUUAAAGAACUCGACUAUGGGCAAUACAAGCUUGUAAAAGAGGCCCUUCAUGAACGUGCUACUUUUUUGCAUAUUGCCCCUUACUUAAGUUACCCAUUACCUAUUCUGUUGCCCAUUUACAAGUUGUGGCAGGUUCCAUAUUUCUGGGUUGGUUCAAAAGUUUACGAUUUCCUUGCAGGCCGCGAAUCUAUGGAAAGCUCACAUUUCUUGUCUAGUAGUAAAGCAAUUGAAGCCUUUCCAUGGUUAAAAAAGGAGAAACUCGUUGGUGCUAUGGUAUAUUAUGACGGUCAACACAAUGAUGCACGUAUGAAUGUCGCUCUUGCAUUGUCCGCUGUUUCACAUGGCGCAGUUGUUGUAAAUCACGUGGAAGUUACGCGAUUAUUGAAAGAUAAAAAUGGCAAAGUCAAUGGAGCGCGAGUCAGAGAUAACUUGAGCGGUGAUGAAUGGGACAUCAAAGCUAAAGGUGUAAUAAAUGCUACUGGUGCAUUUACAGAUGGUAUCCGUUCUAUGGAUAAUCCUAGGUGUGACAACAUUGUCGCGCCAUCUGCAGGUGUUCAUGUUGUCCUACCAAACUAUUAUAGCCCCCGAAAAAUAGGCAUGAUUGAUCCUUCAACAUCAGAUGGGAGGGUGAUUUUUUUUUUACCUUGGGAAGGAAGUACAAUUGCUGGGACAACCGAUUCACCCACUGAAUUAACAUACAAUCCAAUGCCCAAAGAAGAAGAAAUACAAUGGAUUCUUAAUGAAAUCAGAACGUACUUAAGCCCUGACAUUGAAAUUCGACGAAGUGAUGUUCUCGCUGCAUGGUCCGGAAUUCGUCCUUUAGUGCGUGAUCCUAGUGCCAAAAAUACGUCAGAAUUAGUAAGAAGUCACAUGAUUAACGUUAGCCCUUCCAAUUUAAUCACAAUUGCGGGCGGAAAAUGGACAACAUACAGAAAUAUGGCAGAAGAAACGGUUGAUACAGCUAUUAAAGUACUUGGACUGAAACCCCUGAAUGAAUGUCGUACUGAAAGAACGAAGCUUAUUGGGUCGCACGGAUUUUCUCCAACAAUGUUUAUAAAGCUUAUUCAACAAUUCAAAUUAGAUACUGAAGUUGCACGACAUUUAGCUAAUAGUUAUGGUGAUCGUGCAUGGGCUGUUGCUGCAUUAGCACGUCCAACUGGCAAAAGUUUAACAGCUUUUGGCCGCAGAUUAAAUCCACUAUACCCAUACAUUGACGCAGAAGUUAUCUAUGCUGUCCGUCGAGAAUAUGCUUGUACUCUUGUGGAUGUUAUCGCGCGUCGUACUCGCCUGGCGUUUCUUGACGUUCAAGCAACUCUUGAGUCGCUUCCACGUAUCAUGGUGAUUAUGAGUAAAGAGCUUGGAUGGUCUUCAGAACAACAAAAAAGGGAAUUUAAUCAGGCUGUCGAAUUUCUUAUCACAAUGGGUCUUCCUCGACCAAAAGAACAAGGAAAAUCUUAA